AUGGAUUCCGAUGAAUUAUCCGGAUCUUCUAACGGGUCUGGCGAUUACGAAGAGCGUUUCCAGAAUGUGAUUCUUCGAGCCGCCAAACUAGAUAGACGGCGGAUUACAAAACAACCUGCCCCAAUCAUUCACCGAAGAGUACCAGUUGAUCGUGAUCGUAUUCAAGUACACGUGCGUUUGAUGCGUGACUACUUUGCUGAUGAACCGCGAUACAACGCAAGACUUUUCAGACGAAGGUUUCGUAUGUCAACAAAUUUAUUUGAGCGGAUAGUCGGUGAUUUGGAGGCUAGGUACCCUUAUUUUCAAACGAGAUAUGACCGUGCUGGGAGAAGAGGGUUCGCCGGGGUACAAAAGUGUACAUCUGCAAUUCGUCAAUUGGCAUACAACGUGAAUAGUGAUUUUCUUGACGAGUAUUUGCAAUGUCUGAGCGAACAUCAAGGGAAACUUGCCUACUAUUUUGUGUUGUGUAUAUACGAUGUCCAUGAACAAGUUCUUGGUUUUCCCGGUAUGAUUGGUAGUAUAGAUUGUAUGCAUUGGCCAUGGUUGAUGUGUCCGGCGUGGCGAGGUAGGUACACUAGCGGGCAUGUGGGUAGACCAUCAUUGAUCCUUCAGGCUGUAGCAUCCAACGAUCUAUGGAUUUGGAAUGCGUACUUUGGACAACAAGCUCCGUUUUGGGCAAACGGAAACCAUUACGAGAAGGGCUACUAUUUGGGCGACGACAUCUAUCCGGAAUAUGCUACAUUUGUGAAGACCUUUUCUGACCCGAUUGAUAAAAAAAUAAGACAUUUUAAGAAGAAACAAGAGUCGGCACGAAAGGGUAUCGAGCGAGCUUUUGGUGUGCUUAAAAACCAAUGGAAGGUUCUAAAACAUCCAUCACUAUAUUGGGACAAAAAAUCUAUCCAAGAUGUUUGUUAUGCUUGUAUCAUUUUACAUAACAUAAUCCUGGAGGACGAAAACAAGGUCGUAUGCCAAGACUACAACGCCCAAGAACCGAGCCAAAAUCCGGAUUAUUGGAGACACCUAACUCCAAUGGAAGUUCGGAUCCAAAAUAUGCAUGCCGUAAAAAACCGUGAAACCCACAACAUGCUAACGGCAGAUUUAGUUGACCAUAUUUGGGCGAACACACCACAUGACUUCAAGCCUCCAGCCGAUCCCUUUGCCGAUCUUCGAGAUUAUGUUAGCACCGACGACGACGACUCUGAUUAG
Erigeron canadensis is the source of this 1206-nucleotide messenger RNA. RefSeq lists its product as uncharacterized. NCBI's taxonomy places the organism in Eukaryota, Viridiplantae, Streptophyta, Magnoliopsida, Asterales, Asteraceae. The record is from RefSeq and is a predicted model, not a curated record. The transcript is spliced from 3 exons. Bases 1 to 1206 code for a protein of 401 amino acids.